AUGCGUGAUCCUCGCGCCGACUACAUACUUCCCCAGCGGCUCGGCCUCGCUUUCAGCGCCCACGGCUUCUGCGGUGUCGAGGAUUGUGCGGGGCUGCUGAUAGAUGCGGGCCAAGCGACGUCCAACUCCACGGUCAGCGAGGUGGAAACCAAUAUCGCUGAGUCGCUACUGGUGCUUCGAAAGUGGCCACCCUCCCAGGUCCUAAAGAUCACCUCCGUUGUGGAGCGUUACAUCAUGUUAUCUUCUGCCACCACCGAUCAUACCGAGCACCAUCGUCGUCCAACUGGGAAUACCAUCAGGAUCAAGGUUUUCAAAGGCAUUAGGGACGGGUCAGAGGUUCCAGAGGAAUUCCUAGACGACAUUGAGUUCACCACCGAGCAACUGGAGAGCACCGCACCUACCGACAAGACUCGACUGAGAUUCUUCCGCCAGUACCUGGACCUGGAGGAGUACGCUUCCAAUAGGUGGAACCUGGAUGUUCCUCAGGCCGACAAGAAGGAUUGUCAGAAGGUUGUCGCAGCCUUUAAGGGCAAGUUUGGAAAUGGGCAACAAGCGGGCCAGAAAACGGGUGAACUACAGAAUGGGAUAGCCAGCCUUGCCCAGGGUGAAUCGGAAUCCAUAGCGGCAGUUCAGCAACCUUUUAGCGAUGCGUUUUGUUCGAGCAAUUUCGGCCGUUUCCCAGACAAAUGCACAGUGGAAACAAUCCUGCCGGUCGAAGAACAACGAGACCUGAAAAGGAAGAUUCUGACAGAACUGGCCAAAGCAAAACAACAAGCGAAAAUUGAGGAAGCAGCUACCAGUUUCAACGCGCUGCUGGUGUACAAGUAG
Messenger RNA from Tricharina praecox, 828 nucleotides. RefSeq lists its product as uncharacterized. The transcript is spliced from 8 exons. NCBI's taxonomy places the organism in Eukaryota, Fungi, Ascomycota, Pezizomycetes, Pezizales, Pyronemataceae. The coding region runs from base 1 to 828 and encodes 275 amino acids. The record is from RefSeq and is a predicted model, not a curated record.